AUGUCGAACAGUCGUCAGCUGAGCGAGAGCAGGGCCAUCCCGACCAGGACCGUGCUGAUCAACGACACAACGCAGCUACCUCAUGACUACUGUACCACCCCCGGAGGCACUUUAUUCUCCACCACUCCCGGAGGCACCCGUAUCAUCUACGACCGAAAGUUCUUACUGGACAGGCGCAACUCCCCCAUCGCCCAAACCCCCCCGGCCCACCUGCCCGUCAUCCCCGGAGUGACCAGCCAAAGCAUCCUGACGGAGAACCGCAAGAACGAAGUCAACAAACACAUGAACCACGAGGGCAAGCCCACUGGUGACGACGCCCAGUUUGAAAUGGACAUCUAG
Knipowitschia caucasica is the source of this 339-nucleotide messenger RNA. Lineage: Eukaryota; Metazoa; Chordata; Actinopteri; Gobiiformes; Gobiidae. The record is from the annotation of a GenBank genome assembly.